GCAAAGUAGAGAACACAGAUGGAAUAGAAGAUGGUGGCCAAACCCUCAAUUUCCCGCAUUCUCCUCAUUCUCAUAGUACUCACACCAGCUGCAGUUCUAAUGGCAAUAGGAGGAGACCAGCAGGGUAAGGACAGACAAGAACCGUCUCCACCAAUAUUGUUACCGGUGAUGCCAAAUGAAAUGUGUAGGUCUAAGAUGAGAAAAUGUAGUGAUGACUGUGGUACCAAAUGUUGUAAUGCAGUAUGUGCGGCAGCGCAUAGGGGAGGUUUUGGAUUUUGUUAUGGCCGCGGUCCUUCCGUUUAUGGUGAUUGCCUUUGCAUGUGGCUUCCACCUUGCAACACCCUUCGUUUUUAGAGUAAAAUUAUUGUAACACAAUAAAAAAAUAAUAAUUUGAUUACUUGACAAAUAAAAGAUUUA
Messenger RNA from Ziziphus jujuba (common jujube), 417 nucleotides. RefSeq lists its product as uncharacterized. The record is from RefSeq and is a predicted model, not a curated record. The transcript is spliced from 2 exons. NCBI's taxonomy places the organism in Eukaryota, Viridiplantae, Streptophyta, Magnoliopsida, Rosales, Rhamnaceae. Bases 31 to 354 code for a protein of 107 amino acids.